UUUUCCAUGGAGCAUGCGCGUUGCGCUUCGGAAGCUGAAUGUGACCUCAGUCGUGAGUGUCAGCGUUUAGCAGAACCUGGGGACACCGCCUUCUGCAGUAAAGAGAAUCUCAAAAGCACAUUUAUCAGCAAGAAUUCCAAACAAAUAUCUCAUCAAGGUCUGAGACUGACUCAAUUCAUCAGGAAUUGAAAGUCAUUGGGCUUCCAACAUCAGAGUGACUGGAAAUGCAUCAGAACACAUUCACCCAAGUAAGUGUUCCAGUGAACUGACUGUGUCUUAAACUCGUCACACAGCCUGACUAACGUUACACCGUUUUCAGUGGGGAGAAACUGUAUCUGUGUCCUGUGUAGGGGCGAGGAGUCAGCUAAUCAUCCAAUAUGGAGAGACAUGACGACACCUGCACCAAGGAGAAACCAUGGAAAUGUGUGGACUGUGGGAAGGGAUUCAAAUACCCAUCCCGGCUGGAAACUCAUCGACACAGUCACACUGGGGAGAGGCCGUACACUUGCUCUAUGUGUGGGAAGGGAUUUACACGGGCUUUUGACCUUUUGAAACAUGAACGCACUCACACUGGGGCGAGGCCGUUCAUUUGCCCCGAGUGUGGGAAGGGAUUCAGUGACUCAUCCAACCUCCUGACACACCAGCGAGUUCACACUGGGGAGAGACCAUUCCCCUGCUCUGAAUGUGGGAAGGGAUUCAGUGAUUCAUCCAGCCUGUGCAGACACCAGCGAGUUCAUACUGGGGAGAAGCCGUUCAUCUGCUGUGAGUGUGGGAAGGGAUUCAGUCAGUCAGCCCACCUGCUGAGACACCAGCGGGUUCACACUGGGGAGAGGCCGUUCUUCUGCUCAGAGUGCGGGAAGGGAUUCAGUGACUCAUCCUACCUGCUAACACACCAGCGUUUUCACACUGGUGAGAGGCCAUUCCCCUGCUCUGAGUGUGGCAAGGCAUUCUCUCUCUUAUCAAACCUCCGGGCACACCAACUAGUUCAUACUGAUGAGAGACCUUUCAAGUGUACACAUUGUGAGAAGAGCUUUAAAUGCAAACGUGAAGUGCUGACACAUGAACACAUUCAUACUGGGGAGAGGCCAUUCCCUUGCUCCAUGUGUGGGAAACAAUUUCUCUGUUCAAAAAGCCUUCUGAGACACCAGCGAAUACACAUUGGUGAGAAGUUGUUACCCACUGCCUCUUGGGAAAGCAUUUACACAGUCAGCCCACCCUCUGAGACACCAGCGAGUUCACAAGUGAUUGCAGGGCAGAUAUCUGUUGCUGAUGUUGUUAACAAAUCUUCGAUUGAUCCAGCUCCCUGGAGAACUGAGUGAUCCAUGUGAUGGAGGUUUGAUCCAUCCCCUGAAAGACAAGAAGUAGAUGCAGUGGCACAGGGAAAUACGUGCUGCUUAUGAUGUGAUCUGGAGAAGGGUGGUAUCAUGUAACUUUAAACACCAGAAGUACCGACAGAGAGAUGUUGUAAGUUUAAUUCAUCGCAAUUAAUUCAUUCAUUCAAAGUGUGUGCCAUUGCAGACAACUGGGGGCACACACACACUGACAUAUGAGGCACAAAACCAGAUUUAUGGGCAUGCAUACACAUUGACAGAGAAAUACAUAGACAGGUCACACCAACACACCGAGACAGAAACACAGACAUAGACAGAGAAAUAGCAACAAACACAGGUUCUCUCAAAAACAUCCAUCUGGAGAUACAUUGAAACACGCUAUCCCUCAGUAUAUUGUUAGGGUUGAUGUGUUUAAUAAACUCAAGUUCAUUUGUAUAAUAACUAGUGUUAAUUUGUAUAAUACAUCUGUGUUAAUUGCUAUUCGUUUGUAAAAUAGAUUGAUUCAUUUUUGAAAUUGUCAGAAACUAAUU
Hemiscyllium ocellatum (epaulette shark) is the source of this 1861-nucleotide messenger RNA. Its product is annotated as zinc finger protein 239-like. The transcript has 2 exons. The record is from RefSeq and is a predicted model, not a curated record. Lineage: Eukaryota; Metazoa; Chordata; Chondrichthyes; Orectolobiformes; Hemiscylliidae. Bases 378 to 1319 code for a protein of 313 amino acids.